Molecule: messenger RNA, 2769 nt
Organism: Poeciliopsis prolifica (blackstripe livebearer)
Lineage: Eukaryota; Metazoa; Chordata; Actinopteri; Cyprinodontiformes; Poeciliidae
Product: gamma-aminobutyric acid type B receptor subunit 2-like
Exons: 19
Coding region: 1-2628 (875 amino acids)
Biological process (GO): G protein-coupled receptor signaling pathway; gamma-aminobutyric acid signaling pathway
Cellular component (GO): G protein-coupled receptor heterodimeric complex; membrane
Molecular function (GO): G protein-coupled GABA receptor activity
Source: RefSeq, a predicted model, not a curated record
AUGGCUCGGUUCGGAACGCUGCUGCUCCUUGUUGGCCCGAUGCUGGUUCUGGCCCGGGUCCGGCAGCCGCUGCCCGUCCUGUUCAUGGUGCCGGUCGGGUCCGAUGGGGAGAACCUGACAGCUGGCCUGCUUCCAGCCGUCAGUCUGGCUCUGCAGGACCUGGAGAGACAAACGGCACCGCUGGGGAAGUACCAGGUCCAACUGCAGCAGCUGGACUCACAGUGUGACCAAGCCAAAGCCCUCAAAGCGCUGUUUGACGCCUUGUGGGCGGGGCCCAAGUACCUGCUGAUCCUUGGGGGGGCGUGUCCAUCUGUGACAUCACUCAUCGCUCGCGCUCUUCCAUCGCUCGGCCUCCUGCAGGUUUCCUUCGAGGCUCCGACGCCCAGCCUGUCCAACAGGAAGUGGUACCGGCACCUGUUCAGCACGGCGCCGCCGGUCCGCGCCGUGAACCUGGCCACGGUGAAGCUGCUGCAGCGCUACAGGUGGAGGAGGGUCGGGCUGCUGACCCAGGACCAGCCAGGACUCACCGAGAUGACCAGAGAUCUGACCCGGCAACUUCUGAGGGCCGACGUCCAGCUGGCCGCCGCCGAACGCUUCUCUGGAGACGCCUGCGGCGGCCUGAGGAGGCUGCAGGAUGAAGAUGUGCGCAUCAUCGUGGGACAUUUUGAAGAUGGUUCUGUGACGGACGUGUUCUGCUGUGCGUUCAGACUGGGCCUGUUCGGACCUCGGUACCAGUGGAUUCUGGCCGCUGGACGACCUUCUGGGUGGAAGCUGGGAUGGCAGCCCUCCAGCUGUUCUGCUAGCAGCCUGCUAACGGCGGCGGACGGAUCGUUCAGGCUGCAGGUCAGACAGCUCAGCAGCACCAACACGCCUGGAGUCUCCGAACGGACUCCUCAGGGUUACCUGGAGUCGUACCUGAAGCAGCUGAACCAGGAGGGGUCAGAGGUCUACCCUCUCCACGCCUUCGCCUACGAUGCGGUUUGGGUCGCCGCCCAGGUUCUGGUUCAGGUAAAGGAGACGGUGAAGCUCAGGAGAAAGUUCAGCUCUCUGAGGAACGUCUCUGUUGGCGAGGAAGACGAAGGGAAAAUGCUGCUGGAGGCCGUGAAGAGCACACAGUUUGAAGGAGUAACAGGGCCCGUUUCCUUCCGGAACGGCGACAGAAUGACGGUGAUCGAGCUGAUCCAGUUUCAGGGAGCCAGCGGGGUUCUGGUGGGCGAGUUCAACACGAGUCACCAGCAGGUCCGAGUCCUGAACCAGCUGCUCAGGUUCAAAGGUCCGGGACCGGCCAGAGACCAGACUCUGGUCCGGCAGCAGCACCUCCGGGUCGGCCUCCUGCUGUACUGCGUCCUGUCAGCAGCUGCUGCCGGAACCAUCUUCAUCACCCUGAUGGUCCUCUGCAUUGUCAUCAUCGCCCGCUGGCGCUGGCCCCGGCGGCCCGGAACUUCUCCCCAGGAUGAGCUGCUCCUGCUGGGCCUCCUGCUGUCCUCCGCCUCGGUUCUGUUCUCCGGUCUGGACCGGACCUCGCUGCCGGACCCGACGCUGGAGAUAUUCUGCUCUGUCCGCCUGUGGACUCUGUCUCUGGGUCACACUGUGGGCUUGGCGGUGCUGCUCACCAGAACCUGGAGGGUCUACGCCGUCUGCAGCGUCCAGCUGAAGAACCAGAACCAGCUGCAGAAAACAGGCCGUGUUCAGCUCUGGAUCCUCCUGUUGGACCUGCUGGUUCUGAUCUCCUGGCAGGUUCUGGACCCACUCAGACGAGAGGUUCUGCAGCACCAGUUGGAGGACGUCGCGGCUGAUCAGGACGUCGUGGUUCGGUUCUCCUCUGAUUGCUGCAGCAGCGCCAACAUGGAGCUGUGGCUCACCGCCGUCUGCGGAUACAAAGCUCCUCUGCUGGGUCUGGGCUGCUUCCAGGCCUGGAACAUCCGGGCCGCGGGCGCCGCCGUCAGCGGGCCGGUCAGCGGUCAGCUCCUCGCUCUCUGCAUGUUCUCGCUCACCGGGUUCAGUGCGUCCGGGGCGGCGGGGUCGCUGCUGACCUCCAGUGACCCCACCGCCCAGUUCUGUCUGUGCAGCAUCCUCAUCCUCAGCUGCAACCUCUUCAUCCUCCUGGGCCUAUUCUCUCCUCAGGUUCUCUGCUUGCUGAGCAGCAACAGCAGCUGCGGCACCGGGGAGCUGCAGCAGGUGUCGGAGCUGCAGCAGGUGUCGGAGCUGCAGCAGGUGUCGGAGCUGCAGCAGGUGUCGGAGCUGCAGCAGGUGUCGGAGCUGCAGCAGGUGUCGGAGCUGCAGCAGGUGUCGGAGCUGCAGCAGGCGGAUACGGGUGUUGAGUAUCUGAGGAGGAGAAACCAGGACCUGAGGAGUCGAAGCAGCCAGCUGGACGUCCAGAUUGAAACCGUCGCCGUGGAGCUUUCUGCCACGCCGCAGCAGGAAACGGGAUGCGGCGCGGCGAGACCUCCAGCUGAGGAGAACGUCAACUCCCCAGAGCGCGUCCGGCGCCGGCUCUCCAUGCAGCUGCCCAUCCUCCAUCACUCCUACCUCCCUGUCGUCGGCGGCGUGCGCUCCAGCAGCUCCAGCCUCUUCGGCGAACAGGAAGUCGUCGCUCCCCGCCAUCAGGACCACUUCCUGUAUAGCUAAGGACAGGAAGCUGCUCAACCAGGAACUUCCUGUGGGAAAAUAGAACGAUGAAUAUGAACUGUUGUUGAAAUAUUUAGACAGAAUAAAUUAUUUUCCUUUUCUUGUCAUUAUUUUGUAGAAAUGUUGUUAAUAAAGGAUAAA